AUGGCAGAAGUUAUUCCUAGAGUUGAUGCUACCCUAUUAGAGUCUUACAAGAACCGUGCGGUUCGCAUGAUUGGUAAAGCCCAAGUGGUGAAUUCUCAUGAUUCGAGCGUGGCAUUUGACAGUAACGGAUCAACCAAGCUUUUAUUGCCACCAAACAUUCAAAUGGAAGAGGGCCAAUAUUAUGAAGUCAGUGCCAAAGUGAGCGAUGAUCUAACUGUCAGAGUAUUGGACAGUAUUGCCAUGGGUGACCUGAUAAGUAAGUGUGGAGAUUGA
Molecule: messenger RNA, 273 nt
Organism: Saccharomycopsis crataegensis
Lineage: Eukaryota; Fungi; Ascomycota; Saccharomycetes; Ascoideales; Saccharomycopsidaceae
Exons: 1
Coding region: 1-273 (90 amino acids)
Biological process (GO): DNA repair; DNA replication; DNA recombination
Cellular component (GO): nucleus
Molecular function (GO): DNA binding
Source: RefSeq, a predicted model, not a curated record